Molecule: messenger RNA, 1630 nt
Organism: Brassica napus (rape)
Lineage: Eukaryota; Viridiplantae; Streptophyta; Magnoliopsida; Brassicales; Brassicaceae
Product: TLC domain-containing protein 4
Exons: 8
Coding region: 677-1483 (268 amino acids)
Biological process (GO): lipid homeostasis
Cellular component (GO): endoplasmic reticulum; membrane
Source: RefSeq, a predicted model, not a curated record
CAUACUUGGUUGAUCCUAAAAUCCAGCUACCUUCCCUUUUUCUAAGACAAAACCAAAAGAAGAUAGUUUCUUUAUUUAUAUACUAAAAAUUAGAUUCUUUCCUGUAAACUUCCUCCCUUAAGUUUUCUUGCAAAACACAAUUCAAAUCGUCUUACUAGGCAUUCUUCAAGCAAAACCUCUUUGUUAAUUAAUUAGUGGAAUAAAUAAAUAGGAAAAAAUCUUUAUUUAUUUUUAUUUACUUUUUUUCUCUCGAUUAUUCUUAAGAUAACUACUUGUGAGUUGUUCGGUUACAGCACCUCUUGCGAGUCAAGUAAUUGAGUAAAAUCUCUUAUUACCUACUUGGAUGAUUUCUUGAAGCUUCUAAAGAAAUACCCUUUUAUCCAUAUCAUCUCUGUAACGUCCUUCUUCUUACUCUUCUUCAUCGUCUUGGCGUUUCUUCUGCAUCUUUUUUUGCGGUUCACGUGUUGAUUGCUUCUGGGUCUAUCCUUGUUCGUUUAACUGUUUUAAGGUUGUCUCGGGUUGAGGUUUUCUCUGAUAAACAAAACACAAAGCAAGAAACAUAGUCUUUAAUUGUUGUCUUCUUGAGCAGACGAAUAUUCGAGAAGGUUAAUCCAAGUUAAGUUUGAGAGGAAGAACUAAAACCAUUCACCACAGAAGAUCGAGGCUAGAGACGGUUAUGGACGUCAUGUCUUACCAGAAUCAGGCAGAGGGUUUUGUUAAACGCUAUCUGUUAGCAGAUCCAUGUCUUCCUUAUACUUCUGUUCUUACAGGAAUCUUUCUCUGCAAGAUGGUCUAUGAUCUUAUGGAGUCAUUCAGCUCUAUUCAUAUCAAAUCAUACUCAGCUCUCACAAAAAUGAAGAGAAUUGAAUGGAACAACAGGGGAAUUUCUACAGUCCAUGCGAUAUUUAUCUCAUUGAUGGCACUCUACUUUGUGUUCUUCUCUGAUUUGUUUUCUGACCAAACAAGUCUUCAAGGCCUUAUGGUGUUUCGUAGCUCGCCUCUAUCUAACUUUGGUUUAGGAGUAUCAGUUGGUUACUUUCUUGCUGAUCUUGGAAUGAUCAUUUGGCUUUACCCUUCUUUAGGGGGAGUAGAAUAUAUUUUCCAUCACAGCUUAUCUGGUGUGGCAGUAGCGUAUUCUCUGUUCUCAGGAGAGGCUCAGCAUUACACAUACAUGGUUUUAAUAUCUGAAGUGACUACACCAUCUAUCAAUCUUAGAUGGUACCUUGACACUGCUGGCUUGAAGCGGUCUAGAGCUUAUCUUAUUAAUGGAGUUGCUAUUUUCUUGGCUUGGUUGACAGCAAGAAUACUUCUGUUCAUCUACAUGUUUUACCAUGUCUACAUACACUAUGAUCAGGUGGUACAGAUGAAUACAUUCGGUUAUCUACUGGUAUUCGUAGUACCGAUUGCGUUGAGUGUAAUGAACUUGAUGUGGUUUGGUAAGAUAGUGAAGGGAUUGAAGAAAACACUUGAGAAAAGACAGUGAAGCAAAUAUUUUCUGUUGAAUGUAAAUAUAAAGCUCUUAUGAGAAAAUGUGUUAGGUUCAAAGCAACAAGGUUUUUUACUUUUAGCUUAAACACUAAUUAUGUUCCAAAAAGAUCUCAAAUUUACUUCAGAAAUCAGAAUCUUAUUC